CGGUUCUAAUGUAAGUAAUAGUCAAAACUCUGUAAGGACGUAAAAGUUGAUAGAAGAAAACAGAGGAAUAGUUAGCUAAAUAUAUAUAUAUAUGGAUGUAAGAAAAAUUGUGGUAGUAGUGGAAGAUGUGGAUAUAGCAAGAAGAGCACUUGAGAAUCUGUUGAGAUACGGAGAUAUAAUUACUCUUCUCCACAUAUUCUGUACGACAAGAUCGAAGAGCAAGAAGAAACUCAGGCUUUUACGCCUCCAAGGUUUCCAAUUGGCUCUUUCUUUUCAAGACAUAUGCAACAAUUUUUUCAAUACGAAGACAGAGAUUGUGGUGACACAAGGGGAUCAAGAUGGUGGAAAGAUUGGUGCUAUGGUUAGAGAAAUUGGUGCUUCUACUCUUGUUGCUGGACUUCAUGAUCGCAGCUUUCUUUACAGGUUGGCCAUGUCCCACAAUCACAUUGGUAGCAAUUUGAAUUGUAAAGUAGUAGCCAUCAAGCAACCAACCCCACUGAUGACCAAAGGAACAAGGACAAGGACCAUCUGUUUUCAAGAUAGUUCAACCAACAUGGACUUCUCACAAAUUGAAAUUAAUGCACUGAGUUUUCCAGUAGUUACUCCACCAAAAAUUCCAUACCAAAUUUGUCCAGAUCGUCAUUCUAUCAUUUGGAGAUCAGGAAGAUCGAUGGUCAAGAAGAAAGUAAAUUCUGAAUAAUUUUGUCAUUUCAAUAUUUGUGCAUUUUUCUACAUUAUAUUAUGUGAUGGCAAAAAUGAUUCUACAUUUUAUGUUUGACCCACACAACAUUAAGCAAAAAGAGGGAAAAUAUUACUAUACAAAAUUUAAAAAAAAAAAACGAAUGUUAGUUUGGGGUAUGUCAUUUAAUUUGCCCAAUCAUUAGCUCAAUGAGAGCAGGUGUCUAAGCUUUUGAGUUUGAUCAAUGA
Solanum pennellii is the source of this 927-nucleotide messenger RNA. RefSeq lists its product as uncharacterized. NCBI's taxonomy places the organism in Eukaryota, Viridiplantae, Streptophyta, Magnoliopsida, Solanales, Solanaceae. The transcript has 4 exons. The coding region runs from base 92 to 700 and encodes 202 amino acids. The record is from RefSeq and is a predicted model, not a curated record.